AUGGAGCUUCCCAUCCGGGAGGGCGGCCCGGCCGGUGGUGAUUCCAGAGGUCGUGGUCGAGGUCGCGGUCGUGGUUUCGACGGCGGCGACAGAGGCCGGGGAGGAUCCCGUGGUGGACCUCGAGGAGGAGGAUUCGCCCAAGGCCCACGCAUCUACACCCCCAGCGGCGGAUUGACUCCCCCCAGCCCCCAGGUCCAGAACGUUGAGAAUGCCGUGGUUGCGGGGAUCGCGAAGAAGCCGCGUACGCCAACGUCUUACCCCGAACGACCAGGAUACGGCACCCAGGGUCAGCCAGUUACCCUUCACGCCAACUACUUCCACCUCAAUGCCAUUGGGAAAGAUCUCUUCUGCUAUCACAUCGACAUUGAACCCGGUGAACCAAAGAAACCUGCUGGUAGGAAGGCCAAACAGAUUAUCCAGCUGCUCAUUGAAGAGCAUUUCUCGCACCACCAGAACAAUAUCACGACUGAUUACAAGACAACCCUCGUUUCAAAUGUCAAAAUAUUACCCGCCGAACAUGAAGAGUCGACAUACAAUGUUCGCUACCGCGACGAGUGUGACGAUGAAUACCCCGAGCGGCCGAAGGUGUAUCGCGUCAAGUGCCAGUACACUAAGACGGUUACCCCUGCCCAGCUACUGUCAUAUCUGACCAGUACGAAUGCGGAUGCCAUGUUUGACGCCAAGGCAGAAGUCCUGCAAGCUAUGGACAUCGUCCUCGGCUCCUACGCAAAAUCGCAGCAAUCCAUUGCCUCUCUUGGCUCAAACAGGCACUUCGCGAUAAAAGGGCCACUGACAGAGAAAUGGAGCCUGGGGGCCGGUCUAGAGGCUUAUCGCGGCUUUUUUGUCAGUGUUCGCGCUGCCACCGCACGCCUCCUGCUCAACGUGCAGGUCAAGUACGUCGCAUGCUACCAGGAGGGCUCCUUGGCAGAUGUAAUCGGUGAAUUCCAGCGAAACAACCGCAAUCCCUUCGAUCUCCGACGUUUUCUGGACAAACUCCGGGUGCGCGUCACGCACAUUGCGCGGAAGAACAGAAAGGGCCAGCCAGUUCCGAGGAUCAAAACCAUUGCUGGCUUGGCCUCCCAGCAUGACGGCAAAGGUCUACCCAAACCGCCAAAGGUCAAGCACCCCGGAGCGGGCCCGAAGGAUGUCGAGUUCUUCUUGAACGCUCCCGGUCAGCAAGUCCCUCAACAAGGCUCGUCUAGUGGCAAAGGUAAGAAGGGCAAGCAACCUGCAAAGGCCGGACCAGCACCAGCAGGCAAGUACAUCAGCGUCGCCGAUUUCUUCCAUCAACAGUACCGCAUGGACCUGGACCCGAAGAUGCCUGUUGUCAAUGUUGGCACUCGCGAGAACCCCAGCUAUCUUCCGGUCGAAGUCUGCAUGGUCGAGCCCGGGCAGCCAGCGAAGGCAAAACUCUCACCCAAUCAAACUCGGAAUAUGUUGAAUUUUGCCGUGCGGAGCCCUCCACAAAAUGCUGAGUCGAUUGUUUCGACGGGCCUCCGGGUCCUUGGUCUCGCACCUUCAAAUCCGACAGCAAAUGAGUUCGGCAUGGGAAUAGAUUCCACACUGGUUACCGUUCAAGGGAGAGUCUUGCCCGCUCCCAACGUCUUGUACAAGGAUGCAAAGCGGGCUCAGAAGACGAUCAAACCUCUUGACGGCAGCUGGAACAUGAGGGCAAUUCGGUUCGACCAACCGACUAAGCUUGUCUCAUGGACCUGGCUUCUGGUCGAGGCCAGCGGCGCCCGCCCUUAUUUCGACCGCCCUGAAGCCUUGGAGCCUCCCCUCAGGGCGUUUGUGAGCAAGUUGGAGGAGAUCGGCGUCAGCGCCCAGGUACCAAAACCUGGAAGACGAAUCAUUGUUGAUAAACGUAAUUUUGAACAGGCUAUCGAUGACGCUGUCUCACAGCUCAUCGAAAGACACAAACCCACCCUGAUCCUAGGGAUUCUGCCCUUCAACGACGCAGACUAUUACAACGCCAUCAAACGUGCCUGCGACGUCAAAUUUGGCGUUCGCAACAUCAACGUUCUGGCAGAGAAGUUCCUCGAAGCAAAGGAUCAAUACAUCGCCAACGUCGGGCUCAAAUUCAACCUCAAACUCGGCGGUGUGAACCAGGUGCUCCAUCCCAAGGAGCUGGGCAUCAUCGGCCAGGGCAAAACCAUGCUUGUCGGCAUAGAUGUCACGCACCCAUCUCCCGGUUCUUCCUCCCACGCUCCCAGCGUAGCCGGCAUGGUGGCCUCGACAGACGCGACCCUCGGCCAAUGGCCCGCCGAACUGCGCAUCCAAGCCUCCCGACAAGAAAUGGUCGAGGACCUGGACACGAUGCUCAAGGUCCACCUCGCGCGCUGGGCAAAGUCCCACCGCGGCGCCUACCCCGAGAACUUGAUUGUGUACCGCGACGGCGUGUCCGAGGGCCAAUACCAGACCGUGCUGGAGCGAGAGCUGCCACUGCUCAAGAAAGCCUGCGGCGAAGUGUACCCAGCCACAGAAACCAAGAAGGGCCUGCCGCGCAUCUCUAUCAUGUGCGUCGGCAAGCGCCACCACACGCGCUUCUACCCGACUCGCGACGAGGACGCAGACCGCUCGGGCAACCCGUCUAACGGCACCGUUGUCGACCGCGGCGUCACUGAGGCCCGCAACUGGGACUUCUACCUGCAGGCACACACCGCGCUCAAGGGUACCGCCCGUCCCGCCCAUUACUUCACCCUCUGGGACGAGAUAUUCUACACCCAGAAGCCGGCGCCGCCGCACCAGAACGCCGCUGACACGCUUGAAGCGCUCACUCACCAUCUCUGCUACCUGUUCGGCCGUGCCACCAAGGCUGUUAGCAUCUGUCCGCCUGCGUACUAUGCCGAUCUUGUGUGUACGCGUGCCCGCUGUUACUUGAGUAAUGUCUACGACGGUUCCUCGGCGGCCAGUUCAGCCCCCGGUGCUGAGCCGAAGCCAGAAGCCAUGACUGUCACGGUGCAUCCGAACGUGCGCGACACCAUGUUCUACAUUUAG
Molecule: messenger RNA, 2997 nt
Organism: Aspergillus terreus NIH2624
Lineage: Eukaryota; Fungi; Ascomycota; Eurotiomycetes; Eurotiales; Aspergillaceae
Product: putative RNA interference and gene silencing protein (Qde2)
Exons: 4
Coding region: 1-2997 (998 amino acids)
Molecular function (GO): RNA binding; protein binding
Source: RefSeq, a predicted model, not a curated record